Molecule: messenger RNA, 2311 nt
Organism: Tricharina praecox
Lineage: Eukaryota; Fungi; Ascomycota; Pezizomycetes; Pezizales; Pyronemataceae
Product: ankyrin repeat-containing domain protein
Exons: 2
Coding region: 172-1908 (578 amino acids)
Cellular component (GO): nucleus; cytoplasm
Molecular function (GO): protein binding
Source: RefSeq, a predicted model, not a curated record
GAACACGUGAAGAUAUGUAUGACGAAUGACCGACCAGCAACAUCAUCAGCUGCUAGGUGGCACACGCGCGGCUCUAGUAGUACAUAGGCGGGGUAGGACACCACGACAGCUGGGGCCUGCAUCACCGCUCCAUCGGCAUCGGUUGCAACGAACUCAAGUCUCACACUACAAAUGGAAGGUCUAACUGUCGAGGCAUCGGUUGCAGGGCUCCUCGAAGUCAGCGACAAAGCGAUCGACUUUCUCUCCAACGUUCCCGACGCUCCGCAUAUCGCGCGCGACCUGCUCGCCGAAGUCGAGGAACUACGUGUCAUCUUCCGCCGGCUCGAGACGUUCCUGGCCAGCGCCAACCAUGGCGAAAUCCGGCAGGAUCGCGCGUCCCAGGUCGAGGUCGACGACCUCGUUACCAUCUUGACCGGCACCGUGUGUACCUUCUCCGAGCUCGAUGGUGUGCUGGAGCAGUACGACGGUGGCGACGGGAAGAAGAAUCGGCGUCCUCAGUGGGGUCGACAGAGCCUCGAUAGGAUCUCCAGGAACCUGCAUAGCCAGAAGCGCCCGCUAGAUGCGUUACUCUCGAUCAUGAUGGGGGACGAAGCCUUGCCCGAAAGUCCGCAAACUCAAAUCGGAACGGACGAAUUUAAAGCAAUGGUGGCGAACUUGCUAUUAGACCCUGAUGUUGCACGGCGGAUGCGUUCUUUCGCUGCUACUGCGGUUGACCCCGACGCAUCCUCUGCCGUGACGAGAUCAACGGUACGCCCAAGGGCGGCCACUCUCUCUGCUCCCGUCGGGGACGGCGCUUCCAUCCUUACAGAAUCCUCGCAUAGAACGCCCGCUUCCUUUCAUCGCGCGUUCGAGAAAACUCUGGUCAAGAGUCGGGUGUACAAGAAAGUAACACGGAAAACGUCGAUCGACUCCUUCCACACGACCGACACGAUGAGCACUCAGUGGUCACAGGUCAGCGGACUCAGCCUGGCGCAACUCUCAAAUAUAUCGAUUGUCUGUCUGCCGGUAUAUAUCGUCGAGUUGAAUAACGGACACAUGUACCAGCAGAAGGCACCAAGUGGGAUCGGUAGCGGAGACGGAUCGUUCGCGACUGCAACUCUCAUAAGAUUACAGUGCCUUCGGCAGGGCGGCCUCAAGAUUAGCACAAUGAUGCGCCUCCGCCUACUGUCGCCCACAGCACGGGUCUCGCUAUUACACACCUCCGCCAAGAGCGGCGAUGUCGACACGAUCAAGAUGUUGAUAGAUAACCUGAAGGUAAAUCCGGACGCGUUGGAUGACUUGGGCAACGCGGCACUGCACGACGCUGUGACGAACGGCCAUAUCGCCGCCACACGGCAACUACUCGACUGCGGUGCGGACAUAAACGUCAUGGACAACGAUGGCAUGUCCCCACUCCAUCACGCGGCCAGCCACGGUUCCGAGUCCAUCGUACGACUACUCCUCGAUCUAGAUGCCAAUAUUGAGGCCACGGAGAAGCGAGGCAGGACACCACUGCACUUCGCCGCCUCGGAUGUCGACGGCAGUAGUUUGCAAGCGCGUCCGCACGAUUCCGAUGUCGCCGUGCACACUCCCGGUAGGGUGUCCGUGCAUGACAAUGCGACGCCGAAGAAGCUGCAGGACACCAUACGCCUUCCGCUGCAUUCCGGGACUACCGUCACGACCACCGAUCUCGCCCACGACUCCGAACCGCUUCCAUCCGCGGCGCCGCGCCGGAAACCCGCGGUAAUGCGAUUGUUACUAGAUCGUGGCGCGAAUAUCGACGCCGGAGAUCUGUGCGGGUCCAGGCCGCUAGACUUCGCUGAGGAAUGUGGGAUCCCGUGGGCUGUGAAGAUGCUGGUGGAGCACGCUUACGACGUCGCGGGGAGGGACGACAAUACCAAUACUCGGCUACCGAUCGCGCCGCAGUAGCGGAACCUGGAAAUCGAUGUACGGAUCUCUCGCGGCUUAAGCAGCAAUGGAUCGAAGAGGAGUAGUAGGACGGCGUCGCACCCGGGCUCGGGAUUGCCGGUGAGUCGCGAAGGCGCGAGACCUGAUGCCUGUGCUCGGGAGCGAAAAUGAACGGGUAGAGGGAGAAAGUGGAUGGCAGGUUGAGGUGUUUCGGGUGUUUCGAUGUUACGGACAGUGUGUGUAUGCCGGCGACUCACGCGCUUUCGACGGUCGUGGUGCUGCAUUAUCCUGGUGUGCGAGUGGUGAAUUAAGGUGCGAGAGGAUAGAUUACUGAGUUUCGGCGUGCUUGAUGCGAAUAUUUCCCAACUGUAUUUUCGGGUAUUUAACGAUCGAGGGUUCCGAUGUAUGCGAAAUGAUUUAUGGA